AUGAGCUAUACAAAAUCUUAUGGUGAAAGAUCUAGAGCGAGCCAAUGUGCCGUUACUAAAAAAUUGUUUCAAAUUAUUGAACAAAAACAAUCAAAUUUAUGUGCUUCAAUAGAUGUUAGAACCACCAAAGAAUUACUAGAAUUAAUUGAAAAAUUAGGUCCAUAUAUAUGUUUAGUCAAGACUCAUAUAGAUAUAAUAGAUGAUUUUACAUAUGAGGGAACUGUGAUACCGUUGGUUGAGUUGUCCAAACAGCAUAAUUUCAUGAUUUUUGAGGAUAGAAAAUUUGCUGAUAUUGGCAAUACGGUAAAAAAUCAAUACGUAGGUGGGGUAUAUAAAAUAGCUCUUUGGGCAGACAUUACAAAUGCGCAUGGUGUAACUGGUGCUGGUGUUGUUCAAGGCUUAAAAAGUGGAGCAAAUGAAACAACAAAUAAACCUAGAGGUUUACUUAUGUUAGCUGAGCUUUCAUCAAAGGGUUCCUUAGCUUAUGGAGAAUAUUCACAAAAAACAGUGGAGAUAGCUAAAUCUGACAAAGAAUUUGUAAUGGGAUUUAUAGCGCAGAAUCAUAUGAAAGGAGAGGAUGAAGGGUUUGAUUGGGUUAUAAUGACUCCAGGUGUAGGAUUAGAUGAUAAGGGAGAUAAUUUGGGACAACAAUAUCGUACUGUUGAUGAAGUUGUAGCUAAUGGUACUGAUAUCAUAAUUGUUGGAAGAGGAUUAUUUGGAAAAGGAAGAGACCCCGUAGAACAAGGGAAAAGAUAUAAAGAAGCUGGUUGGAAUGCUUAUUUAAAAAGAAUUGGGAAAUGA
Messenger RNA from Lodderomyces pseudojiufengensis, 801 nucleotides. RefSeq names its product orotidine-5'-phosphate decarboxylase (gene URA3). Gene Ontology annotation, molecular function: orotidine-5'-phosphate decarboxylase activity. The record is from RefSeq and is a predicted model, not a curated record. Bases 1 to 801 code for a protein of 266 amino acids. Gene Ontology annotation, biological process: 'de novo' pyrimidine nucleobase biosynthetic process; 'de novo' UMP biosynthetic process. NCBI's taxonomy places the organism in Eukaryota, Fungi, Ascomycota, Pichiomycetes, Serinales, Debaryomycetaceae. The transcript has a single exon. Gene Ontology annotation, cellular component: cytosol.